This is a messenger RNA of Anarrhichthys ocellatus (wolf-eel), 1174 nucleotides long. It is a transcript of the gene grp, whose product is annotated as gastrin-releasing peptide. Gene Ontology annotation, molecular function: neuropeptide hormone activity. Bases 299 to 739 code for a protein of 146 amino acids. Gene Ontology annotation, biological process: neuropeptide signaling pathway. NCBI's taxonomy places the organism in Eukaryota, Metazoa, Chordata, Actinopteri, Perciformes, Anarhichadidae. The record is from RefSeq and is a predicted model, not a curated record. The transcript is spliced from 3 exons.
UGCAGGCUAUAGAUGAUAAUUUGUCAUCACUAUUUCCCCGAGGUACUUUUCAAAAACAGCCACUGACGUGCGGGCUCGUGUCAGGAGGGGCAUUUAAGUUUCACCAUUACGCAUUUCUAUCCAAGGCAUCGGUGUGUAACUUCAUCAAGACCUGCAACCGGAGCACUUUUCACCCCGCUGCGAUAUCGGAUAACUUAUUCUAGACUAUGGUGGAUAUUUUCCAAAGUUAGAUCGAGCUGAAUAACUGCAACUAGGGAUUGAAGCGCGGCUGUUUAGAUCUGACAUUGUGUCUGAUAACAUGGGCGGAGUGUGCGAAUGCUGUUCAUGGUCUUGCAGACCGCUGUGGCCACUUUUGAUUAUUCUGGCUGCGAUACCGUGCAUGUUGCACUGCUCAGAGAGUCCUGCAGCAGUUGGCAAAAUGUAUCCACGCGGCAACCACUGGGCAGUAGGUCACUUGAUGGGAAAGAAGAGCAUCGAGAGCCUGCCUGUACUGCAGGAGACAAACCAUGACAGUGACUACCUCCCACCCUCAGAAACAGCCGGGGUCACAGAGCGACUGAUGGAGGCUGCGAUGCAGCAGAAGAACCGGAAGAACCAGAAACAGACGAUGCCCCAGACUGCAGACAGGCUGCUUCGGCUGCACAGCGGCUGGAGAGGCGAGGACAGAGACAAAUAUCUCAGAGAGAUGUCAGACCUGCUUCUUCUGGCUUUGAAACUGGGAGACAAUGACUCCACCUGAAUGCAAGCCGAAUUUAAAGAAGGGUCUUCAUCACCGACUGAACAUGUGCCCUGUAAUCGCACAUUCACAUUGUAUAUUUUUUUCUGCUGUAAGAGUACGCUGGAAACCCAAUAAAAAUGUAUUUUAUCAGUAAUUUAAUAUGUCUAAUAUGCACGUCAUGCAGAGUGUGAUUACAGACAGACGUGACAAAGUUAUGUUUCCUAAACUGAGAAGUCUGAAUAAAUUUAACGUUGUGAUAACUGCAUUGUGGAUGUCUAAUCAUGCUUUGCACUCUACAAGUAACAUUUUGUUUAUUUUCAUUUUUUUACCACACAUUCACUGUUUUUGUUCUAAAACAUGUAAUGCUCUUAAAGCUUACUCCACCUGUACAGUAACCAGUCUGUACCACCAGAUGGUGCACAACAUCCAUUCUGGGAGCACCUGUAGUUAACAUUA